Molecule: messenger RNA, 790 nt
Organism: Lucilia cuprina (Australian sheep blowfly)
Lineage: Eukaryota; Metazoa; Arthropoda; Insecta; Diptera; Calliphoridae
Exons: 3
Coding region: 84-554 (156 amino acids)
Source: RefSeq, a predicted model, not a curated record
UUUUCUGUUUGUUCAGCGUACAUUGUCAAAUUUUUAUACAUAUAUUUUUCCCAAUUUCCAAAUAUAUUUUUUAAUCAGAAAUAAUGUUACGCUUUUUAACAAAAAAUCUUACACACAAAUGGCCUAAAACAUUUUGGAGCAACUUACAAUAUCGAAAUUUUAACGAGAAAACUUCUAUAGUAAUGGGCGGUGGUUUGGAGAAACCACAAGGUGGCUUAAAAGAAGAGAAAUAUUUUUGUAAUCAAAAUUUAGAUUUAAUUGAGAAACUACGGCAACAGGGUACAAAAUUAAAGUGUGAAGAUGUUUUAAACGAUUGGAAAGAAUUUGAAAAAGUUUUAGGUACAACAAAUGAAAGCAAAGCUUUAAGAGAAUCAUGUUCGCUAAGUAAACAUAAAAAUUGUUUAGAGGAGGCCUUUUUCCUAAAUGAGCAAAAUGAAUGUUGUACAAAACUUCUUAAAGAAACCAAAAUUAUAAAGCAAACAAAUCUGAAAUCGGCUACAACAAAAUUACAAAAAUUAAAUGAAAAUGCAGAUAUAAUGGAUUCAAAUAUGUGAAUGGUCAAAUUCUAAAUUCAACAGAAGCUUUAAAAUUCCAUAAUACUUUGACUGUAUAUUUUAUUAAAAAUAUUAAUUUUUUACUAACGGCUCAUUUUAAAUAAAGCCUAAUUGGGGGUACCUAUAUAAUUUGAUUUUCAUAAUCCAAAUUGUUACCCCUUAUCCAUCCAAAGAUGUACACAAUUUUGAUUUUGAAACAAAUUAUAUAGCAAUAUCACUCAAUGCAAUAUAGUUAA